Pollicipes pollicipes is the source of this 2102-nucleotide messenger RNA. RefSeq names its product sphingomyelin phosphodiesterase 4. The record is from RefSeq and is a predicted model, not a curated record. The transcript has 16 exons. NCBI's taxonomy places the organism in Eukaryota, Metazoa, Arthropoda, Thecostraca, Pollicipedomorpha, Pollicipedidae. The annotation marks the transcript as partial. Gene Ontology annotation, biological process: ceramide biosynthetic process; sphingomyelin catabolic process; glycerophospholipid catabolic process. Gene Ontology annotation, molecular function: sphingomyelin phosphodiesterase D activity.
AUUCAACGCAAGAUAUGUAACAGCUGACGCCGCAGGCGUGCUAUCCUUUGCUCUGUCGUUUUGAAGUCCAUGAGGGUUGAGAUAAGCUGUCUGAAGAAAACAAAAUGACUUCAUUUUCCACCACUCAGCAAAUCCACCCAGUGUCGCUGGCGUCGGUGGCGACCGCGCCCCUGGCCGGCCGGCCCGAGCUGCUGACUCGCCUGUUCGCCGAGUCGACGCUCAAGGAGCUGGCCGCGCUGUACCCGGUGCUGCUGGAGGACGUGUUCGGCUUCGGCGGCCGGCCCGGCUGGAACGUGCACCUGGUCACGCGCAAGUGCCACCCCCGCGAGUUUGACCAGCUGCGCGGCCUGCUGCAGCCGGCGGGCCCGCUGUUCUCCGUCAUGUACCGGCUGAUGGCCGACCCGCACGUCGCAUACGAGUUCCCCACCGCCUGCCUACCGGCGAGCGCGGCCGGCGCCGCCUCGCUCUCGAUGACGGCCGGCCAGUGGUCGAUGCUGAGCCCGCCGACGAUCGGCGGCGCGCCGACCUGGGGCCAGAGCGUGAUGCUCAGCCCGCUGGAGCUGUACCUGCACCACUUCUGCUUCUUCCUGCUGAGCCUGGCGCAGCAGGGCGCGCAGAUCGCGUGGGCGGCGGCCGGCGACGCGCUCUACCCGACGCUGCUCGACGACCUGAUGACGUACUUCCUGCCGUGCGGGCCGCAGUGGGUGCCGCCGCUCAACACGCCGGCCGGCUACCACCACCACCACCCGCCCAUCAGCAUGACCCCGGAGACCAUGACCCCGGAGACGCGCCGUCUGUCGACGCCGCCCCGUCUGCUGCUGCGCACCUCGCUGCUGCGCCAGGGCGCCGAGCUCCGCCCGCCCGCCACGCCGGCGCAGCACGACUUCCUCACACCGGCGUCGAUACUGUAUGAGCUUGACACGCACGUGCCGAGCCACGACCAGAUGCGGGUGGUGCGCAUGCUGGUCAAGCACAUGCACCUGUUCACGAACUCGCCCCACCACCUGGCGGGGCUGGAGGACUUCAAGAGGCAGGCGCAGGCGAUGCUGCAGAAGAGGCUGUACGGCUUCCUGCGGCACGCGUUCAAGCACUGGCCGACGGACAUGUCGCUGCGGCUGGUGCUGGAGACGUGGCUCAGCUACAUCCAGCCGUGGCGCUACACCGACUACACCGUCAAGGGCAGGUCACCCGGCCAGAACCAGAAAGAGUCUGACAAGCAUGUGGAGCCGGCGUGGGGUCGGUUCGUGGCUGAUAACCUGCUCUUCUACUCGGCCAUCUUCCGCCAGCUGCUGCCCCGGUUCCACCGAAUGGACCUCACCGUGCCGCGAUACGCCCACAUGGUGCACCGGCUCGCCAGGGUGAUGUGCCAGCCGGGCUUGAGCAAGCUCAUCCACGAGGCCGAGGCCCUGCUCGGCGAGAACCGCUGGGCGUCACGGCACGCCGCCAACAGCGACGCGUCGCUGCUGUACGCCGCCUCGGUCGGUCAGCACAUCAUCGAUCUGGAGGAGGCCGGCUUCGCCUACCAGCCCAUGUUUGACGCCGCCUGCCGGCAGCAGGUGCAGACCCUGCUCUCGCUGCUGAGCGAGGCCCGGCGCGUGGUGCAGCAGACGCUGACCUCGCUGCCGGCGUCGGCCGGCUCCUCCGGCUCGCUGUGGGCCAGCCUGCUGGGCGCGCUCGGCGCCCGCUCGGCCGAGCUCACGUGCGGCGAGUUCUCGCCGGACGACAUGCGGCGCGGCGCCAACCACCUGGACGAGGCCAUCCGCCAGCUGGCGGCGCUGUACGAGCUCGGCCGACAGCAGCUGAUCAGCGGCCUGUGCCGGGCCGACGUGCAGUACCAGGGCGACCCGGAGCGGCGGCCCGUGCAGAGCACCGAGAGCGCCACCCUGCUGCGCGCGCUGCAGGCUCUGGCGGCGCACGUCAACCAGACGUAUGGUCCAACGCUGGCGGCACUGUACGCCCGCGACGACUACGCUGGCUACCUGGCGCGCCAGGUGAUCCAGCCGCCCGCCACCUUCUACCACUUCGUGCGCGUGAGCGACCGCUCGAGCGCGCGCCAAGCGGUGCACCGGCCGGCGGCGGUGAGCCUGCGGCGGCUGGCGGAC